Molecule: messenger RNA, 4154 nt
Organism: Betta splendens (Siamese fighting fish)
Lineage: Eukaryota; Metazoa; Chordata; Actinopteri; Anabantiformes; Osphronemidae
Gene: flrt3
Product: fibronectin leucine rich transmembrane 3
Exons: 3
Coding region: 1034-2986 (650 amino acids)
Molecular function (GO): protein binding
Source: RefSeq, a predicted model, not a curated record
GAAGCGAACACAACUUCACAUUUGUAUUGAGACCUACCCAUGCACCUAUGUCCUUGCACAGCCUACACAUUGUGUAUGUGUGUGAGGGGGUUACCAGUAAACACAGCAGUGCCGCUACAGACCAACUCCAAAUAGCUCCAGCCUGAGUGAGAGGCGCUAUUUUGGACCUGCAUUUAAGGGCUCAUAGCCUGGAUUUGGAUUAUUUUUCCCUCGUUGUGAAGCCCAGUUCUAACGGAUACCUGUUACUUGGGGUUGUUUUUGGGUUGAUUACUGAGAACCAUCCCGUCUGUGGAGGGAACAGCAUGAGUCCAGCUGCAGCUACGUACAGGAGGCAGGGCCUGCGAGGAUAAGCACCGUGCCCUGCUUUGCUCCGUACGCAAGAGGAGAAGCCUGGUUAUCAGCUUCAUGAAGGGAGAGCAGAACUCUGGAUUAAUGUGUGUACGGGCUUGACGAGAAAGCGGGGGAUUGUGGGCUACCUGGACUCCUGGAGUACACAGGUGAAAACGUGCGGAUUGAGGCUGUGGCGCGGGGGGAUUGGCAUGGCUCAGACCGGCUUUGUGUCAUCUCAUCAUGCCUGUCGGCCCCGAUUGUAGAAAGGAGCACUCGCUAAAUCUCAACCGCACCGACGCCCGGAUCACUGUACAAUACACAAGAAAUCUAAUUUUCUGUUAUGGCUGUUGAGCUUGACAAUUUCAACAGCCAUUAGGAUUUUUUAACAUCACCUGCGAGUGCAUGCUGUGUUUGUGCGCGGGGAUGCUUUUUCGUAAGGCUUAUCUACCAUGGUAAAGGCAAUGAAAGCAUGAGCCUUUAACAACGCAGAGGAGGUCGUCAUCCAAACAAGGAUCAGCUCAGCAAACACUGACUAGGUCAGGAUAUCGCUCGAAGCCCCUCGGACAAACUUUUCCUUUCAGGAAGGAUAAGGGCAAACUCAGGAGGAAAUCUUGAUUGGAUUUUUGGUGGCUGGAAGGGAUUAACGCAUCGUAUAAAUCAGGGGCUCUUGAGUGAUUAGACUGUCAGGCAGCACAGCUUCAAGAUGGUGCGUCAAUGCAAGGCAUUUAUCCUCUUCCUCAUCAGAGUCGGGUUGCUGCUGGGCCUUGCUAACCCCCUGGUGACCUCCGCCUCAUGUCCCUCAGCCUGCCGCUGCGACGAGACCUUUAUCUACUGUAACGACCGUGGCCUGACUUCCAUUCCUAAAGGUAUUCCCCGUGAUGCAACAGUGCUCUUUCUGCAAAACAACCGCAUUAAGAGCUCAGGCAUUCCUGCAGAGCUCCGCAGCCUCACGAACGUGGAGAAGAUCUACCUUUACUGUAACAACCUGGAUGAGUUUCCCACUAACCUUCCUCUCGGGCUGAGGGAGCUGCACCUACAGGAGAACAACGUUCGUAUGAUCACCCACGCGUCUCUAGCCCAGAUUCCCUACAUCGAAGAACUGCAUCUGGACGAUAACUCUGUAUCAGCAGUCAGCAUAGAGGAGGGGGCCUUUAGAGACAGUAAUCACCUCAGACUGCUUUUUCUGUCCAGAAACCACCUAAGUACUAUUCCUUCAGGCCUUCCUGCGAGCAUCGAGGAGCUGCGCUUUGACGACAAUCGCAUCUCCUCCAUCUCAGAGCAGUCGCUGCAAGAUCUCAUCAACCUGAAGCGGCUAAUCCUGGACGGUAACCUGCUUAACAACCGGGGAAUUGGGGAGAUGGCGUUCGUCAACCUGAUCAACCUGACUGAGCUCUCGCUAGUGAGGAACUCCCUGACAUCGCCACCGGCCAACUUGCCCGGCAACAGCUUGGAGAAGCUGCAGCUACAGGAUAAUCACAUUAAUCGGGUCCCACCUGGGGCUUUUGCCUUCCUUAGGCAGCUUUAUCGCCUGGACUUGUCUGGUAACAACCUGAGCAGCCUCCCCCAAGGUGUGUUUGAAGAUCUGGACAAUCUCACGCAGCUUCUGCUACGCAACAACCCCUGGCAAUGUACUUGCAGGAUGAAAUGGGUGCGUGACUGGCUGCGAUCGUUGCCGUCGAAGGUGAAUGUACGUGGUUUCAUGUGCCAGGGUCCCGAUAAGGUCAAGGGAAUGGCCAUUAAAGACCUUACUACAGACAUGUUUGACUGUAUAGACUCAGAACUCAUGCCCACAUAUGAGACAAGCACAGUAUCCCACACUUCACGCCCUUCGCAGCCCCAGUGGCCACUGUUUGUGACUAAAAGGCCUGUAGUUAAAGGACCAGACAUGGGUAAGAAUUACCACAGCACCACCACCUCUUCAGGCAGGAAGAUCAUCACCAUCAGCGUGAAAUCCAGCAGUGCAGAUACAAUACACAUAUCAUGGCGAGUGUCACAGCCCAUGACUGCCCUUCGGCUCAGCUGGCUAAAGCUGGGACACAGCCCUGCCUUUGGCUCCAUCACCGAGACCAUAGUGCAGGGGGAGAGGACAGAGUACCUGCUUACGGCACUGGAGCCAGAGUCUUCCUAUAGGAUAUGCAUGGUUCCCAUGGAGACCAGCAACAUUUACCUGUCAGAUGAGACGCCUGUUUGCAUAGAGACCGAGACCGGUUCUCACAAAUCCUACCACCCGACCACAACUUUGAACAGAGAACAGGAGAAAGAGCCUUACAAAAAUUCCAGUCUGCCUUUGGCUGCGAUCAUCGGAGGGGCCGUGGCUCUGUUGGCAAUAAUCAUGUUGGCGCUGGUGUGCUGGUACGUCCACAGGAAUGGUUCACUUUUUUCCAGGAACUGCAACUACAACAAAGGCCGUCGGAGAAAGGACGACUACGCCGAAGCCGGCACCAAGAAGGACAACUCCAUCCUGGAAAUACGAGAGACUUCUUUUCAAAUGAUUCCUAUAAAUCACCUGCCUGUGUCCAAGGAGGAGUUUGUGAUACACACGAUUUUCCCACCCAACGGCCUGAGUUUAUACAAAAGCCCACAUAGCGAGAACAGCAUUAACAACCGGAGCUACAGAGACAGUGGAAUACCAGACUCAGACCAUUCCCAUUCAUGAUAUUGCGCACAGACAUUGUUGAUGAGUGCGUGACUUCGACAGAGUGGCAAGACUUUUACAAAACACUGGAUCUAUAAGACUAAUGAAGCAAUGUUCUGUACAUUUGCCAUAUAAUUUAUAUUUAAGGACAUUUUAUGAAGACAGAACGUUCCAGUUGCAGAACCACCAGUGGGUAUUGUAACUAACUGCAAUUCUAUAUUUUAGGGAUUUGUAGUAAUUUGUACUGUAUUUUCUUUGCUUAAGGUUAUCGACCAACUAAAAGAAACUCUGUGUUCUACUGAGAUAUGAUGACUUGUCAACUGUGAAAGUGGGUUUUCAUUGCUGUCUUGAACAAUCAGACUUUAGAAAACCAUGUAGUAUAAGCACAGGUCAAUCUUUUAAACUUUGUGGCUGUCUGAAAAACAAAAAAGCAAAAAAAUCACGUGACAUACACUAAGGCACAGCUGAUCAACUAACUCGCAAAGCAGGCAUGUUGCCCUCUUGAAGAAUGAGUGGUGGGUGAUGGCGGACAAGGAGUCGCGUUCUAGUUUCUAGUAUCAACCAGGUACAGGAUGGGAGGGGGUAGUGGGGGGGGGUGAAGAUGAGGUGCCAUGCUUCAUUUCUCUGCUUUGUUUAGUGUGUGAUUGUUUUUCUGUUCGCAAGAAAGAAACUCAGCAAAGCAACCCAAGCAGGGUUCCAGUGUUUCUCAGCACAGGGCAGAUAAAGCACACAGACCUUAAGGAGCUCCCGGCUCCUCAGACCAGUAGACUGGGCAGGCUGACACAGAGGACCCCCCACACUAGCUCUAUUUAUACAAGCCAACAAAGGCCAAACGACAAUGGCGGCAUUCUUUAGUACCAUGUACCAUACGUCAUUCUAGUCACCAGGCCAAAAAGACAAAAACAUGUUGGCUUUCAUUAGAAUUACCACAGUGUCAGCAACUCCUUGUUAUGAGUAUUAUUUUGUAUUACUUUUCAAAUGGACACGCUUUUACGUUACCACGGUUUAGAGUUAAUUGUUCUUUACAAUUUGAAACCAAAGUGCAUUGUAUGCCCUUUGGCCAGUCUUGUAUGUGCCUUGAUCCAAUGCUUAUUGUAUUUAGCUUUUUAAGAAACCAGUGACUUUUUUUCAUACACACUUGAUUAUGAAAAAUAUUGGUCAUAUUACAGAAUAAAAGUGGACAAAAUCA